GGUCUUAAUCUGUCCGAAACCGAAGCCCCGGUCCACCAGCGACGGGCGAGGGAGGCGAGGAGAGAUGUGAGGAAGGGAGAGAUGAUCAGGCUUGCCCGACGGCUAGGAUCCCAUCGUCGUCUUCGAGAAGCAAGGAGGAUCUCCUGACGUUGUGGCAGCGGAAAAGGGUCACCGGUGCAAGGGGGAGCCUUUCAGCCAGUCGGAAAAGGGUGGCCAACGAUGAUGUGACUGGCCGACAGUGGGGAGCCUUUCUGCGGAAGGAUUUAGCAACACCGUGUCAAACGGUGUUGCUGGUCUUCCCAUUCAAACCCUUGUGAUGGUACAAUUGUGACCCAUGACAGGCCUCACAUUCAACGGGUCUCUUUUGAACUGAUAAGUGAUAAGCAGAAUUCUUUGAACAACUUAAAUGGGGGAAUUGUGACGGAUGUCCACCGACGCAUAACUUUUGGCGAAAUGGCAUUUGACCAAAAUAAGCUGCCCAACGUCCACGACAAGGUUGGUAGGUGUGAUUCACCAUCCUCUUCAAUAAUCAUCAAAUGGCCGCCACUUUCUCCGUCAAUGUCUAACCCAGCAUCAAGUGGAAAUCCUCCUAUUGUAACGCUGAGCUCGAUGGCGUAUGGGAUAAUAUCCCUUCAAAUCUUCCUUCUGUUUGUGGGAAUGCUACACUGCAUAAAGUCCAGUUCCGGGCUGCCUCCAGGUGGAGGCGAUUCAAGCAUCUUGUGUUUUGAGAAGGAGAGGCAAGCACUUCUCAAGAUUAAGGCAGGUAUCGUAGAUGAAUAUGGCUACCUCUCUUCUUGGGCAACCCAAGAAGAAGACAUGGACUGCUGCAAAUGGGGCAGGAUCAAAUGCAACAACAGAACUGGCCAUGUUGUUAGGCUGGAUCUACACUCAGCAUUUGGUAUGCCUAUGACGGGUGAGUUAAACACUUCAAUGCUUGAACUGCAACACUUGGACUACCUGGAUCUCAGUUCCAGUGCUUUUAGGAUAGCUCCCUCACCAAACUUGCUUGGUUCUUUCUCUAAGCUAAGGUACCUCAAUCUUUCUAAAGUUGGUCUAAAUGGGAAUUUUCCUUAUGAAAUUGGAAACCUCUCCGGCUUGGUUUCUCUUGAUCUCAGCAGGAAUAACUUUGUCAGAGUUGAAACCCUUGGAUGGCUUUCUCGUCUUCCUUCUCUGAGUUACCUUGACAUAAGUGUAGUUAAUCUCAGCAAGGCUGCAAAUUGGCUGCAAGAAAUCAGUAUGCUGCCUUCUCUCACAUACUUGAGUCUAUACUUUUGUAGCUUACAUGAUCCUACUCCUCCAAUUCCCUCUCUCUCCAAUUUGUCUAGAUCUCUUCAGACCAUUGAUCUCAGCGCAAAUUUUCUUACUCCUUUUACUUUCUCUUGGUUGCCCAAUAUGAGCACCAACGCUGUUGAUCUUAAGUUGAUGUACUGCUUCAUGAAUGGCCCCAUCCCUGAUGUUUUUUGGAACAUGACCUCUCUUGCACAUCUCGAUCUUUCUUACAAUAAAUUUAAAGGCGGGAUACCAAAAACUUUUGGGAACCUCUGUAGCUUAAAAACAUUGGAUUUGUCAAAAAACAGUCUCAAUCAGUCACUUAGCGAUUCAAUAGAUAACUUGUACACACAAUGCUCAGCAGAUCCACUUGAGGUUCUGAGUUUGAAAGCUAACAGAUUCAUUGGAACAUUGCCUGAUUUUACAAGAUUUUCAUCUUUAAGAGAACUUUAUCUCGAUAUGAACAAACUAAAUGGGUCCAUACCAGAAAGUUUUGGACAACUUUCUAGUCUUCAGCUUCUGAAUAUUCAAGAUAACCAACUGAGUGGAUCAUUGCCAUACUUCCCAGAGUCUUUGGUAGAACUAUUUCUUAGCAAUAAUCAACUUGAUGGUUCUUUAUUCAAGAGCAUAAAUAAGCUUCCUUACCUCAUAGCUUUGUACGUCUCUUCCAAUAAACUUGCAGAUGUUAUCACCCAAGCCCAAUUGAUGAAUUUUUCCUAUUUGGAAGACCUUGUCUUGUCUCACAACUCUUUUUCUUUUAACAUAAGCUCCAGAUGGGUUCCUCCUUUCCAGUUACAAAUAGUUGGAUUGAGCUCAUGCCAAUUGGGGGGCCAGUUUCCUGCUUGGCUUCAAGGGCAAAAGAGUAUCAGCCACCUUGAUAUCUCCAACAAUGGAAUUUCUGGUACCAUACCCAGUUGGCUAUCUCAACUAACUCCCACCUUAAUGUACUUAAAUCUCUCUUACAAUCAGGUCAGCGGUACCUUUGGAGCCUUUGUAAGUGAUGAACCCUUUGUUGUUGUUGAUCUAAGUUUUAACCAUUUUGAGGGCCUGUUGCCAUUGUUUUCUGCUACACCCAUCCUGUUGGAUCUCUCCCACAACAUGUUUUCUGGAUCCAUUUCGUCAAUAUGCAGCAUGACAACUGUGGCAUUGAAUCAUCUAGAUUUGUCAAAUAAUAUGUUGUCCGGAAGCAUACCAGACUGCUGGGAACGAUCAGUCCCAUUAUAUGUUCUGCGUUUAGCAAACAAUAACUUCACUGGAGAAAUCCCUGCCUCAAUCGGUUCCUUACUUUUGCUUUAUACUUUGCAUCUUCAGAACAACAGUCUCACUGGGGGAUUACCCAUGUCCAUAAAGAACUGCACAAGUUUAACAAUUAUGGACGUUGGGGGGAACAGAUUAUCAGGAGAAGUGCCGGCAUGGAUAGGGGACGAUAGCUUAUUGAAUCUGAUCGUGCUUAAUCUUCGGUCAAAUGCAUUCUCUGGAAGCAUACCUUCCCAGCUUUGCUAUCGUCAAACUAUUCGAAUACUGGACCUUUCACAGAAUAACAUCUCAGGAACCAUUCCAUCAUGCAUUAGCAAUUUUAGUGUCAUGGCUCAGGAAGAUAGUUCUGGUACCCCCAUUAUCUAUAAAUAUCUUCGUGGCUAUGUUGAAAAUAGGCGUGAUAUUGGCUACUACCUAGACAAUGUAUCAGUUACAUGGAAAGGAAGAGGCCAUGAUUUUGGCAAGAAUCUUGGGCUCCUGAAGGUCAUUGAUCUUUCAAGCAAUAGCCUCUCUGGGGUCAUCCCUGACCAAGUCACAAGUCUUUUAGGUUUGGUUGGCUUGAACUUGUCUAGAAAUCACUUGACUGGGACCAUUCCCCCAACAGUUGGCAGGUUGUCACAGUUACAAUCUCUUGAUCUCUCCAGAAACCAUCUUUCAGGUGAAAUACCGGCAGCCAUGGGGAGUCUGAGUUUUCUUCAAUACUUGGACUUGUCCAAUAAUGAUUUUUCAGGGAGAGUUCCAUCUGGCACCCAGCUCCAGAGCUUUAAUGCUUCUGCAUACAGUGGAAACCCCAAACUCUGUGGACCUCCACUUGUGAAGAAGUGUCGAGAAGAUGCAGUGGUAAAAGGUUCACCAAGCAGAGACAAGGACACUGAUGAAGAAAGUGGGAAUUGGAAUGGCAUCCCAGUGUUCUAUAUUACUGGAGUGAUUGGUUUUGCUGUUGGCUUUUGGGGAGUGUUCUUCACCCUAGCGUUAAAAAGGUCUUGGAGGGCUGCCUAUUUUCGAUUUUUUAAGUUGUGAAAGUGAGAAGCUUUACAUAACUACUGAUUUUGGCAUCUAUGAGUUUGCCUUGUAGUGUAUGUGCUAUUCGUCUUAUCCCCAAUAUUUCUAUUAUUUAAGGAACUUGAAAGGAGGGUUCUUUAAGCAUGGUUGGCGAGGUAAUGUGCUAAUUGGAACUUGCCUGACCCGGGAAGAUAUUGUAAAGAAGAAACAGGCUAAUAAACAUGGGCGUUUUUGGCUUUGCAGGCCUCAGUGAAUGAGCUUGCAAUUAUGUCAUGAGAACCACCUCCUCCAGAUUGUGUUAUACUAAGAGAUGGGAAGUUUGUAUUGUUGUGCUGAGCAAUGUUUUGGUGUGUUAAUGAUGUGAUAAUGGUAUUGACAAAAGUAAUGUUUGACAACUAGUCUUGUAUUGUGUUUACUAAUGUUAGAAGUAUGUAAUAGAUAUUUGUUUAAUAUUUUGAUGUUGUGCUGUUACAUAUAUGCAAAAUGAUUAAAAAAAGACAAUAGCAUAUUAGAUAAGCAAUUUUUAC
Messenger RNA from Diospyros lotus (date-plum), 4055 nucleotides. Its product is annotated as receptor-like protein EIX1. The transcript has 4 exons. NCBI's taxonomy places the organism in Eukaryota, Viridiplantae, Streptophyta, Magnoliopsida, Ericales, Ebenaceae. The record is from RefSeq and is a predicted model, not a curated record. Bases 454 to 3546 code for a protein of 1030 amino acids. Gene Ontology annotation, molecular function: protein binding.